CCCUUUUCCUUCACAAGCACAGUUCAGACACACAAACAACAACACAAGAAAUCUCUCUCAUUAUCCUUCAUGGAGUUUGAUCCAAUCUUUCCAGCAGAGAAAAUUCACUACCUUUCUAGUAUUUUCUCUGGGAUCAAACCAGAGAUCCCAGCUUUUAUCCCCAUGUCACAAGAGAACAACAACAACACCACCUUCUGCAUGUACCAAAACAAUUUCAAAAACCAUGAUAAUCACCACCCUACUGCAAACUUUUUCUCAGAGGGUUUUAAUUCCUCCAUCCUUACCCCAUUGUUCUCUUUGUCCUCUUCUUCAGGUGACUCAUCAUACCCUAAUGAGUGCCUCAAAGGAAGCUUUGCCAACGACAACAACUUCUACCACCCCAUCAUGCCUUAUGCACAAAACAACACCCAAAAUGAACCCAUGCAUGGCCCCAACAGAGCCAUAUGGGAUUUUUCCCAGAAAAUUCCCCUUCGGUGCUCUAGUGCAGGUGCAGGUGCAACUUCACAGCCUCAUCAGCAGAUGCAGAGGAGGAGUAAUGGCAAAAUUCAGCACAAGAAUAUGACCAACAUAAUCAAAGGCCAGUGGAGUGCUGAAGAGGACAGGGUCCUCGUCCAAUUGGUGAAACGCUUCGGGCUCAAAAAAUGGUCUCACAUCGCAAGGUUGCUGAAUGGAAGGGUUGGGAAACAGUGCAGGGAGCGAUGGCACAACCAUCUCCGGCCCAACAUUAGGAAGGAGUCAUGGAACGAAGAGGAGGACAGAAUCCUGAUCGAAGCUCACAAGGGGAUUGGGAACAGGUGGGCCGAAAUCGCUAGGAGAAUGCCCGGCAGGACGGAGAACACCAUCAAGAACCACUGGAACGCGACGAAGAGGCGCCUAAACGCCAAGAGGCUGAGGAACAAGCGCAGGAGUUCUAAGGGGCCGACGCUUCUGGAGAGUUACAUAAGGCAAGUCACUGCAGAAGAAGAUGCGGAAAAGGAGCUGAUCAAGAACUCCAUGAACAACAUGAACCUGAAGGGCGAGCGUAGUAGCAACACCACCAACACCAAAACCAAAUAUCCGCGUCUCUUUCGAGUUCGGUACGAUAGCUCAGAGGGUGGCUUCAGUUCUGAGGAGGAUGAAGUUGGGCGGGGUGUGCAGCAGCUACAUGGUGGUGGUGGUGCCUAUGUGCCUACGAUGGUAAAUGCUGCUGUGGAAGAUGGCACAAUGGGUUAUGAUGUUGCGAUGGAGAUGGCGCCGGAGGUUCAGAUGAAGAAGGAAAUGGAUCUCAUGGAGAUGAUCUAUAGAAAAGCUUAAGAUGCAAUAUUGUGCAUGAUGGAUUUGGUGUUCUCUUUUUCAUAUAGUUUCUUCUGCUGCUUUCUGGUUUAAAUUUGCUUUUGGAUACCUUUGAAACUGUAGCUUUCGGUUAGGUUUGUUUGGUUGCAUUAGCUGGAUAUUUUAGUUGCUUUUUGUCUUGUCUUGUGAUUCUCAGUUCGAAUGUGGUUUUAGCCCCAUCAAGUGGAUGGGGUCCACAUUCAGUGUUUCUUUAAUGUAGGUUUCUUUUACAUUUCGGCUGUGACUCAAGCUUAAAUGUUUUUGGGCAUGCAUAUGAAUAUAAUUGGUGUAGACUGCCCUA
Messenger RNA from Glycine soja, 1612 nucleotides. RefSeq names its product myb-related protein B-like. Gene Ontology annotation, molecular function: DNA-binding transcription factor activity, RNA polymerase II-specific; RNA polymerase II cis-regulatory region sequence-specific DNA binding. Lineage: Eukaryota; Viridiplantae; Streptophyta; Magnoliopsida; Fabales; Fabaceae. Gene Ontology annotation, cellular component: nucleus. Bases 70 to 1293 code for a protein of 407 amino acids. Gene Ontology annotation, biological process: regulation of DNA-templated transcription. The record is from RefSeq and is a predicted model, not a curated record. The transcript is spliced from 4 exons.